Messenger RNA from Paramisgurnus dabryanus, 1116 nucleotides. RefSeq names its product TOP6B like initiator of meiotic double strand breaks (gene top6bl). Gene Ontology annotation, biological process: meiotic DNA double-strand break formation. The record is from RefSeq and is a predicted model, not a curated record. Lineage: Eukaryota; Metazoa; Chordata; Actinopteri; Cypriniformes; Cobitidae.
UUCCUCUAAUGCUCCAAACACCGAUGACUUUUCUUCAGAGCUUGGCUACUUCACUGUCCUGGGCUGAUCUUGGUGUUUCUAAAGUCUCCUGUAUGGAUGCACAAACCUUUCAGGGCUCCCUGUGUUCUGAAAUAAAAUUUUCUCUAGAUUUCUGUAACCAAAAUGAGGAAUCGAGAUGUAACGGCGCUCGACAGCACAACUUUGAGGCAGAAUGCAGUGGGGCUGUAGAGCAGAUUCUUACUUUAUUCAUUUUCAUUCAAUACACUGAUCCUUUCCACUCCCAACUCUCAGACUUCAUAAGCAGUGAGGAGGCUUUAGAGAGACAUUUGGAUUCAGUGCUUUGGCACAAUGGGGAUCAGGUGAGGGCAGCUCUACAGUCUACCUUAAAAAACACACUGAAAGGUUUCCAGAAAAGACAAAACGACAGGCAGAAGUUGCAGUCCGCCCUAUCCACUGUCUUGAACUCAGUCAACAGUAUAAUUGCCAGUAGCAGCAGUGCACAGUUUCGAAAAACCUGCUAUGAUGGGAUGAGGGUUGAGAACACCUGUGAGUUUCGUGUGUCUGUACAACGAUCUCUUCAAAGUGUCAUGGAUGGUCGUUUUGCUCCCAGGCACAUGUGUAAUAAUGAAAAGCUGGCUGAAGCAGGUAGCUCUGGACAGAGUAACACUCGAGGUUGGGAGGAAGCUUUUGAAAAUCCACCAGACGUUUCUCCUAAGAGGAUUCACAAUGGCAUUGAAUCUUCAUGCUUAAUCCCAAAGAAAAGACAGUGUUCACAGUUCUCUGAGAAUUCAAAUUCCUUCAGGAACUUAAUUAAUUCAGACGUCUUUGAGGCAUCAGACAUUCAGAGAAGUCCCCUGUCCCCAAUACAGCUUCCUCAGAGUCAGCAGGACAAAAGGACCCAAGGAGUUUCUUCAGUCCGCUCCCUGAAAUUGACUAAUCUGAAAAAUGAACAGGUAGAGAAGGAGUGGCUUCAAGAGCUUGAAAACUUUUCUGAAUGGGACUAAGAAAAACACAGUUUUCUCAGAUUUUAUAUGGCUCUCUUUUGAUGCGUUUUAUAUCCUCAUGAAAAUUUGUUGAAAAAAAGUCAAAAUAAUAUUUUUCUUUUUUAUAUAUAAA